Messenger RNA from Austrofundulus limnaeus, 5752 nucleotides. It is a transcript of the gene arhgef28a, whose product is annotated as Rho guanine nucleotide exchange factor (GEF) 28a. Gene Ontology annotation, molecular function: guanyl-nucleotide exchange factor activity. Gene Ontology annotation, biological process: regulation of Rho protein signal transduction. Lineage: Eukaryota; Metazoa; Chordata; Actinopteri; Cyprinodontiformes; Rivulidae. The record is from RefSeq and is a predicted model, not a curated record.
GUAUCUGGUGGAUGGAAGCGACAUGGAGGUGAACAGAAACGAGGUGCCUUUAUAUGGACAAGUUGAGAGUUGUGUAAGGAUACAAGAAAGAGCUCCUCAUGAUGCCCAGUUUUACAUUGUUGCCCAAGGCUCCAAGCUUACACAUGUGACAGAAGCAAAACGAGGCAAUGAUGAGCAAACCCUUUACUUUACUGUUCCAGGCCAUGACUGCGUAGAAGUCGUUUCUGUCACAGCCUAUUUUUACACAAAUGAUCAAGUUAAUCCAUGUGAGGGUAAAGCAUACCUCGAAUACCUCAGAGAUGUUCCCCAGGAAGCUGCAGAGUACCUGAGUGCAAACAGAGACCAGUUUGGCCCUCAUAGCUACGAAGAGGUCCUGCAGAGGUUUCCUGUGUUAUCGCAGGCAGCUGGUGGGCAGCUCUGUGGUGGACUGUUGCACUACAGAGACCAGAUCGGACCAAGUUCAAGCGAUGACCUGAAGCUGCUGGAUGAGAAGAUCACACUGGCCCUGUCAAGCAUGGAUUAUCCUCUGCAGUGGAAAAACACAGACUGUCAGCCUGGAGAAAGGAAUGAAAAAGAACGUGACCCCAAAGGAAACCUCCUUCAUGUUGCAGUGCGACUGGGUUUGGUUCAUCUUGCCUGUUUCUUACUUCAUCAACGGAGAAGUCAGAGUGUGCUGAUGUCACCUAACGAGGACCAAGAAGAACCGCCACUCCAGCUGGAUCAGAGGGACGGGCUUCAUUCCAUGUUCAGGAUGCUCGCAGAGUCUUCAAGACUUGCGGUUGGCCCUCUGCUGGGAGUUUGGUGCUUAUGGUCUGACAGCUCCUGCAUGCUGAGGUUUUGUCCAAAGUUGGGUUCUGUAAUCCUCACUGUGCGCCAGCCUCCUGGUAGCUGUCCUCACGAUGCCAUCAUGGUCCUUCAAGAAAAACUGCGAGACCUCAGAAUCCACAAACUGAUCAAUGUGCUCAGAGCUGAUGCUGACGGAGACACAAGAGAUGGAGAUGAAGGUCAUCUGAGUCAUGAAGGUAUCAGGAAGCUGGUGGAUAAGAAUCUGCUGGUGGACAAUGUUUUUGAUGAACAACCCACAAUGUGUUUGAAUGAUGACGACAGUGAAGAAGAAAACUCAGCUUCUUUAUCUGUAAAUGAGCAUCUCCUGCAGACUAAUGAAGUUCAGAACCAGUUCAACCAGGAUGAAACGGAUGCUUUGAUGUUCCCGAUGAGCAGCAACCAUCAGCAGGCUUGUAACGUUAAGUUCAGGGUUGGUGGUGCAACCAGGGACAGCACGGGGACGGAUGGCACCUUGUGGAACACCGAGGAUCUUUUUCUCGCAACCGACACCCCUCCACCCGGUUUAGGAAAUUCAGUACCUUGCUCCCUUCCCUUCUCACCUGUGGAUCACACAAAACUGGACUGGCCUCAUGCCGCCGAGCAGAACGAUCAGAAAGACAGUCUAACGAUAGAAACCUGCGACCUCAGUCUGGUUGCUCUGGAAGUGGACAGUGAGGACGAGAGAACAGAGCCACAGUCUCCAGUGUCCCCUCUCCUGUCAGACAUUGGGAAAACUGAAGACGGAAGUGGACCGGCUCGAGCAGCUCCAGAUCUCACCUGUACUCGCAGCCAGUCGGCCUCAAUAUGUGAACCCGUCUCAAAAGAACUGAGCAAGGAGGGGGUUCGGUUACGCUCCUACUCCUACUCAUCUCCAAAGAUCAGCUUCCUUCCCACUCGUCAUCCACGGGACAACCACACAUCAGAAAACAGUCAUGAUGGCGCUCUCCACAGUGUCAGCCACAGCCGAGCUCUCCUUCAGGCGCUGUCUUUGUCUAAAUCCACCCUGUCUCUGUCUCUGCUGCACCCUGGUAAGCAAAGAGCCUCCAGCAUAUCAGAACAUUCUCAUGAGAAAAGGGAGGUCAGGUUCCGUAAACGAGCCCAGUCUGCUGACAAUGAGAGCAGCAUGGAGCUGGCAGAGUCCCUUCAACAUCUCACCCUGUCUGAGUUUCUCAAAGAAAUCGAAGAGGAAGAGUUGGAAAAAUGUAGCAUUCCAACCAAGACAGAGUCGGAGAAGUACAAAGUUAUUAGGACCUUCAGCUUUCUAAAGAGCAGGAUGUCCAGUACCCGCAACAAGGGCAAGGGAAAAGGAAAGGAAAGAGAAGCCAUGCAGCUAAAUGGACAUCGGUUUGCAUCAGGAUCCUGUUUAGGCUCCACGCUGUGUGUGGUGUGUGACAAACCAGCUUCUGGAAAGGACCUUCUGCACUGCUCCGGCUGCACUACAAUUGUCCAUAAGUGCUGUAAGGAAUCCGUCCCUCCGUGCUUGAAGAAACUUCAGGAUAAAUAUGCCGUGACCAUGGUGAAAAACAAGACCGCAUCCCUCCCACAGAACUUCACAGUAAGAGACAGUCCUACUCAGUCUAUGAUCCAUAUUUCUUCCUCUCAACCCGUCAUGAUCCCAAAGGAGAAGAAGGAAUCAGUGGCAUCGUCUUGCUCUCUCUCUGGGAGUCUCCCCACCAGCGACAGUCUGCUCAGCGAGAGUUCAGAGACAGAAUCUGAUGCCCUGAAACUGAACAGCCAUUCAGAAGAGCUCCUGCCAACCCCGGUGUCCUCUGCCUCCAACGAAUCAUUCUUUGGAGAUGACUGUGUGGACUCAUUUAUUCCCAGUCCUGGCGACAUCUCUGCUGACUCUGCAGAUUAUGAGUCUGAAUCGUGGAGUCUGAUAGUUGAGCACAGUUUCUGUAAGAAGCAGGACAAACGGGUUGUCAAGAGGCAGGACGUUAUCUACGAGCUGAUGCAGACUGAGCUCCACCACUUCAAGGUUCUGCACAUCAUGGCCGAGGUUUUCAGGCGGGGGAUGAUGGAGGAGGUGCAGCUGGACAAAGAAGCCGUGGAGAAGGUGUUCCCCUGCCUGGACCAGCUGCUCCUCCUCCAUCACGCCUUCUUCGCUGCCAUGAAGGAGCGACGACAGAACUCAGCACAGCCCCAAGGGCACAGGAACUACCUGAUCCAGACCAUUGGAGACAUUUUGCUCCAGCAGUUUUCAGAUGACAACGGGGACAAAAUGAAGCAGAUUUACGGAGACUUCUGCAGUCGUCACAAUGAGGCGGUCAGCUUUUUCAAGGAGCUCCAGCAACACAACAAAAGAUUUCAGAGCUUCAUUAAGCAACAAGUCAGUAACUCUUUGGUGCGGCGGAGAGAAAUCCCAGAGUGCAUCUUGCUGGUGACUCAAAGAAUCACUAAAUACCCCGUGCUGCUGGAGAGGAUCCUACAUUAUACUGAAGGAGAGACGGAGGAGCAUGCCAACCUUUCCAAAGCUCUGGCUCAGAUUCGAGAAGUGAUAGCAGCCGUGGAUCUUAGAGUCAGUGAAUAUGAACGGGACCAGAGGUUACAGGAAGUAUGGAGCCGCAUGGACAAUCGCAGCACGGCCAAACUGAAGAGCGGGAAAACCUUCCGCAAGCAAGACAUGAUGGGGGCGGGGCAGACGCUCAGACACGAGGGCCUGCUUUUGUGGAAGACAGCCACCGGUCGACUUAAGGAUGUCCUGGCGCUGCUUCUCACAGACACACUCAUCUUCCUUCAAGAAAAAGACCAGAAGUAUACAUUUGCUGUUGUGGACCAGAAACCUCCCGUCAUCCCUCUGCAGAAGUUAAUAGUUCGGGAAGUGGCGAAUGAAGAGAGGGGGAUGUUUCUCAUCAGCGCCUCGUCUGCGGGGCCUGAGAUGUACGAGGUUCACACUUCAUCCAAAGAGGAGCGGAACACCUGGAUGAGGCUCAUCAGAGAGGCUGUAGAAAGCUGAAAUCCUCAAAGCCGUGCUGUCAUCUAAGACCCCAGUGUGUCAGAUCCAGGACUUGGACUCUGCGUUUCCUGUCGGCUCCACUACACUUUCAGAGUCCAGCUCACCUGAAACCCUUGAAGGCAGCCAGCCUGACGUCUUCCUUCAGUCUGCAGCUGACACACAAAAACACGAUCCCAGCACCUUUAAGGUCGCCCAAAGUGUCCACAGCCUGACUCAGCUCCUGUACAGUUUGCAGGCUGCUGUAACCAUCCAGGACACUUGUUUCGAGGUCCAGCGGCUUCUCCUCCAAGAGAGUGGGCGCCCCUUGUCUCGUCCCCCGUAUCUGCACCUCCCGAGCCUUCGGGGCACCACCUUACUGGAGCAGGAGAAGCAGCGGAACCUGGAGAAGCAGAAGGAGGAAGUGGCGGCCGCUCGCCGGCUCCAGGAGCGACUGCGCCAGGAGAAGGAGCGAUGGGAGCGCGAGUGCCAGGCGAGGGGGAGCCAGCAGGAGGAGAAGGAGAGCAGGCUGGGGGAGCGGGAGAAGCAGUGCCAGCUGGCCGCGGAGAAGCUGAGGCAGGAGAGGGAGGAGCUGGACGAACAACUCGUGGAGUACCAACAAAGUCUGGAGCGGCUCCGGGAAGGCCAGAGGAGCGUGGAGAGGGAGCGCGAGCGUCUGGAGGAUCAGCACAAGCUGCUCCAGGCCUGGAAUCAUGGGCGGCAGAGCAGUCUGCCGGCUGGGAUUCCUCACAUGGUCAUCCCUCUGGAUGGACAACAGGACUCUCCACCAAGUCACUCCAGGGCACAUGCUGGUAACGGCUCUGUGUUUGUGAACGAGGCCGCGUUUGCCAGCUCCAGCUUUAACAACCGCCACUCCUACCACAAAAGGAAUGACCCCAGUGCACACAACUGUUUCAACAGCCUGCUGGCCCGGUCUAACAUCAGUCAGACCCAUGUUGUUGCCCCCCCUCACAGCCAACACGCUCAGGGAUGGAUGAUGGGCACAGAAUACUUCUGCAGCUCCGCCGGACAGAUGGGGCUGCAGCAACCAACCAGUGAGCCUGGCUGUAAUGGAGAGACCUGGAUGUCCACAGCCAGUGGGGCUGACCCAUAUCUUGUGCUGCCGCUUCCCAGUGACCAUCAGGUGGACCUGGUUUCCUUGGAGACAGACAGUGACCAGGAGGAGGAUAGGGAAGAAACCAUUGUGUACCUUUGAAGAACACAGCACCCUGCAGAAAAACCUGGUGCUCAUAAAGGCCUCAGUUUGGGACUGGAUUAGCUUCUAAAGCAUUUUCUUUGUCAUGGAUUUUUUCUGUUAUUCCUCUUUUUUAUACUAAAUAGCAUUAAUGUAAAAUCAGAAGCAGACUGUCUCACAUGUGGCGGACACGUCAGCUCCAGUGUCUCUUUCUCUUCUUCUGUUCUUUUCAUGUCUGUGUGGUUCCAUAUUGACCAUCUCGUCCCCCUGCAGCCACAGCUUUCGCCCAUCCCUGCACCUGCUACUUACCAGUUUUCUCUGGUCCCACACAUCUUAUCCUAUAGGUUCUAAAUUUAAAAAUGAGUUGUCACUCAGAGGGAAAAACUAAACAAAACACACUGACUGCGUCUCUACAGCAGGUGUCUUUUAUUUAUCAGAAGGAUGUUUAUUUCGAAGCUGAGUGGUGAGGAGCUCAUGGUUCACAAACACAUUCAGAAAGUAGCUCUUUGUAUUUUUAACCAGGAGCAGUUCUAGGGGCGGGGCCACAGGGGCAUUGGCCCCAUCUAAAAUCUGAUUGGCCCCCUGAAGUGCCCCUGUCCUUUCACUCAUCUCUCCUUGUCCAAAAACGACGAUGGUGACUGCAGUUCCACUUCCAACCACUAGUGGCGCUAGUGAGUCAAAGAGGAAAGUCAGUUUAUUGGAAAAAAAAUUUUUUUUACUGACAACCAGUGGUGUCACUAGGCSUAUUUUAGGGGGGCUGGAGCCCCACAAAAAAUAUUUUAAAGCCCCCCCCCCCUAAA